Molecule: messenger RNA, 1691 nt
Organism: Sinocyclocheilus grahami
Lineage: Eukaryota; Metazoa; Chordata; Actinopteri; Cypriniformes; Cyprinidae
Product: receptor-type tyrosine-protein phosphatase gamma-like
Exons: 8
Coding region: 1-1605 (534 amino acids)
Cellular component (GO): plasma membrane
Molecular function (GO): carbonate dehydratase activity; protein binding; zinc ion binding
Source: RefSeq, a predicted model, not a curated record
AUGCAGAUCUUCAUGUAUAACUCAGACGACUUUGACAGUCUUAACACAGCCAUACGGGAGAAGCGAGUAAUUGCGGCCAUGGCUGUCUUCUUUCAGGUGGGGAUGAAGGACAAUCCUGCAGUAGAUCCGAUUAUUCAUGGACUAAGAGGAGUGGUUCAUCACGAAAAAGAGACAUUUCUAGAGCCCUUCGUGCUCAGAGACUUGUUGCCGUCCUCCAUCGGAAGCUACUACCGUUACAUCGGCUCUUUGACCACGCCGCCCUGCAGUAAAGUGGUGGAGUGGAUCGUCUUCAGUCGGCCCGUGUUCCUCUCCUACAAACAGGUAAGUCUAUACUACACAUAUGAAGCAUGCAGCAGUGCCCCGAUCAACAUGAACGUCCAGCACAUGAACAAGACGGCGCUUUUCGUUCGAUGGUCCCGUCCGGAGAUCACCUACGAUCCACCCAUCAUCAGCUACCACAUUUCCUACAGCUGGACCAGAAACGACGAGUCAUAUGAGGAGACAUACGUCAAAGGGAGUGAUCAGAAACUGGAGGCCGUCAUCGCACCGGUGUCGUCGGAUGUGCUGUACCUGUUCCGCGUCCAGGCGGUGUGUUUGAAUGACAAGCGCAGUGACUUCAGCCAGAGCAUGCUCUUCAGAGCCAACACCACCAGGAUAUUUGAGGGCACAAGAAUAGUCAAAACUGGAAUGCCAACUGUGUCCCCAGCAUCCUCUGCAGACAUGGCACCCAUCAGCUCCGGCUCCUCCACUUGGACUUCCUCUGGUCUUCCGUUCUCCUUCGUUUCAAUGGCUACCGGCAUCGGCCCCUCUUCCAGCGGCAGCCAAGCGACGGUGGCGUCUGUGGUGACCAGUACCCUCCUGGCGGGGUUGGGUUUCAGUGGUGGGGUCAUCUCCUCCUUCCCCAGCUCCGUCUGGCCCACAAGGCCUCCGCCCUCCAGCCGCCAGAUCCCAGCCAAACCCAUGGUGACCACCACAGAAGCGCCCUCCUCACCGGCCUCCGACGCAGACGCCACCGCAGCCGCAGAGAACGACGGAUCUGACGACGGAGGAGAUAAGGGAGGAAAGGGUGAGGAUGAGGAUGCAGAAAAGAACGGAGAAGAAGAAGAGGAAGAGGAUGAGGAGAAAAGUGCCGAGAGUAAAGAUGCCAGAGUUCCAGACGAUGUUGAAAAGCAGACCAACGGAUCCGUGACAAAAGAUCCGCCCACAGCAGCGCCGGAUUCAACGGCGAAAGAGAAAGGAGAAAACCGGAGGCCAGAAAAUUCCACAGUGCCAUCUAGUGUCCCGGAGGAUCAUCUGGAGAAAAACACACACACAUUAAAGGAAGAAAACACACAGGUGCUGCCAACCAGAGAUCCAGUGGCUGAUGAUAAUGUGACGGCAGUAAUAGAGACCCCAGACAACACGGCUUAUACCAGCAAACCCAGCAGAGAAGACCGCAAACACGUGCCUCCUUUCUCUAUACUUACAGAGCGCACCAUAGUCUCCAGCAUGCACCCUGUGCCUGCUUCAGCACGGAUGGAGUGGAUUAUUCCUCUGGUGGUGGUGUCGGCGCUCACCUUCCUCUGCCUCAUUCUGCUGCUGGCCGUCCUCGUUUACUGGAGGUGAGACACUCAUCCACACUGACGCUUUCAGACUCAAUGAAUCUCUGACAAACUGACUGACUGCUGGAGUCACACUGAUGAAUCACUGAU